AUGCCCCGUCUUAUGAUUCGAAGCGCCAAAAGAAAGGCCGUGGCGCAUCCUCCACCAAUAUUUUUUCCCAAGGUGCCACUUUCGCAGCAAAUCAAGAAGAAAGAAGAGGCCAAACUUGCCAGUAAAGAUUCACCAGUAAAAACACCUCUUCCUCCAUCCAAGCCCAAGAAGCAGUUUGCAGCCGGAACCCGCGCGCCGCCUAAGGUUAGCCGGGCUUCUCAGGGCCUUGCUCGUGCACGUGAAGCCAUUGAGAAGAAUGAGCCACAUUUCCACGUCGGCACAAAGCAAAUUUAUUUCCCUACCGCCAAAGUCGUGCUACUGAGACCAAACGCUAAACACACACCUUACCAGGCCAAAUUUGCAGUCCCCCGAUACUUCAACAAGCUUGAUCUGAGAGACUACCUGUACCAUGUCUACGGCCUGCGGGCACUGAAUGUGACUACCCAGCUACUGUGGGCACGCUGGACACGCGAGACCCCACGGUCGUCACGAUACCGCAUGUCUCAGAUCAAGAAGAUGACAAUUGAUAUGAUUGAUCCAUUUGUAUGGCCUGAGGAGCCUUCUGAGAGUCUUCGCAACAAGAUGUUCAACCUUGAAAACAUUAUCGAAAUGCGCAAGUACUUUGAAGAUGCUUCCCAGCGCUUUGGUGCAGAUAGAAACAAGGAACCUACAGCCUUUGGCGGCAUUGUUGGUCCUUUCCCAGAUCCCCCCCAGCCAUUCAUCCCCAAGUACUUUAAGAAGUAUGCUGAACGGGAAAAGGCUCGCGCUGCAUAUCUUACUCAAAAGGCCGAGGAGGAAGAGCUUGUCAAGAAGUUCCUCAAAUUGUAA
Molecule: messenger RNA, 828 nt
Organism: Magnusiomyces paraingens
Lineage: Eukaryota; Fungi; Ascomycota; Dipodascomycetes; Dipodascales; Dipodascaceae
Product: mitochondrial 54S ribosomal protein uL23m
Exons: 1
Coding region: 1-828 (275 amino acids)
Biological process (GO): mitochondrial translation
Cellular component (GO): ribosome; mitochondrial large ribosomal subunit
Molecular function (GO): structural constituent of ribosome
Source: RefSeq, a predicted model, not a curated record